UUUCUUAAUAUGUUUGGGAAAAUCCCGCAACAAUGAUUAACCAGUCCACUUGUGAACUGAGUUUUUAGCUGUGAUUGGUUUCUGUGUUUUAUUCCUUCACAAAAUGUGUGUGAGAUAUCUACUAUGUUUUCUCCUGGGUUUGCUUCCUGGAGUGCUUUAUGCUCAAAGUGCUGCUCAGUCCUGUUCUGCUCCCAACCUGGAUGGGGGCUACUUUGUCCCAGAGCAAGCCGCAUAUUCCCAUGACACAACACUGACAUAUGCCUGUGAUAGAGGACGCAAACCUGCCGCAGAGGGGUGGUGGGCUACGAGCACAUGUCAAAAUGGAAAAUGGUUGCCUGAACCCCAAUGUAUAGACGCAAAUGGCUGCCUUCCUUUGACAAUCCCACAUGGAGAAUACACAGAAGACUCUGAUGGCUGGUUUAAGGAGGGGGAAAAAGAAAGAGUAAAAUGUAAUGAGGGAUUUUAUCUGAAAAACUGGGAUGCCACAGCUGUUUGCUUGAAUGGAACCUGGACUUCUGUGCCCAUCUGUGAGAAGAGUAUCACUGCAUGUGGGGAACCUCCUAAAAUCCCACAUGCUGUGAUUGUUGGUCAGAAAUAUAAGGAGGUGUUUGCUGCAGAUUCAAAUGUGCAGUAUGAAUGUGAAGAGGGAUACACCGUAGAAGGAGAAGAAAGCAAAAAAACAAUCAUCUGCAUAUCUGGAAACUGGACUGAAGGCCCAACAUGCAGAGCAACCAGACCAGAAAGUGGAUCGGGUGGAUCUACAGUUGGAGGCAGCCGACCGGGUACUGGACAUGGCGCUGCAGGAGGGGGAAGCACUCCAUCUGGUGGCAGUGCAGUGCGGCCUGUGCAUCUCACAUACUGUGGAAAUUCUCCAACAGUUCCAAAUGGUGAAGUUUUUCAAUCUACUGAGUUGUUUUUGAAGUACCAAUGCAAUCACUAUUACAAACUGGAGGGUCCAGCGACUGUGUAUUGUUAUAGCAAUGGCUUAUGGUCAGAAAAACCCACCUGCAGAGUUGCCUUCUGUACUGUGAACACUGAUGGACACCCAGAUUUGGUUCCAGUUGGAGUACAAUUCAUAAAAGAGGGAGAAGAAAUGGAGUUUCGUUGUGUGGAUAAGUGGAGCUUUACUAAUUACGCUGUGGGCCGGUGCAUGAAAGGAAGACUUUGGUUAUCCAGAUGUUGUAACAGGGGGCAAAUAACAUUUGGUGUGUGUUAAGGCUGUACCACACAGGGGAAGAUAACACUGCAGCCUCUGGAUUUUUCAACCCGUUGUUUUGCAAAAAUACCACCCAGGAGACUUUCUGAAUAAUGCACUUACACACUGCUAGGUUUCACAAACACAUCUCUGCCUUUUCAUAGUAAUCCACACAUGCCAACUUAAACUGAGCAGCAUUUUUGACUGCAAAAAACAUAAAUGAGAGGUUUUUUUGAUGAACUGGCCUCAAUAAACUCUUCUUGAAUAUAUAAUGUUUGGCUUUUUUUAGAGAUCUUGGCAGGGUCACAUCAUCAGUAUAUAAACAAUGUUUUUUUGAACUGAAUUUAUUGGUCAUUAAUGCUGUUUUAAAAGAGAGCGGUUUCGAACUGUGUGGUAGUAAAUCUAUGCAGCAAUAACUGUGCAAAUAAAAAAUAAAGAUUCAUUUUCAAAACAA
Molecule: messenger RNA, 1649 nt
Organism: Cheilinus undulatus (humphead wrasse)
Lineage: Eukaryota; Metazoa; Chordata; Actinopteri; Labriformes; Labridae
Product: complement factor H-like
Exons: 10
Coding region: 104-1216 (370 amino acids)
Source: RefSeq, a predicted model, not a curated record